AAUGUAAUGGGACAAAACCAGGACAAGGAGGGGGAGCCAGGGCAGGACAACAGUUCUGCAAGGCCAGAGGAAAAGGGACCAAGCCCAGACACUGGGGGGGCAACAGAGGAAGGAAAUCCAAGUAUUGAGACUUCUGUUGUCGGGGCAGAUGACGAGAAAGCAGCCGAUGGAAGGUUGGAUGAAGGCCCAGGCAGGGAGUCAACAUCACCUACACCAGAGCAGGAUUUGGAUUCUCAUGAUAAGGUGUGCACUCCCACAGAUAGGGGGUUAGUGGAGGGAGGCGAUGGAAAGAAAAAGGGAGGAAGACAGUGUAGCGAGGAAGGCAGGGCUGAACCACUGAAUUCACAACAGCUGAAUGGAAACAGACGGUCUGAUAGCUGCAUGCAAGGAACAUGGGAGGCCAGAAAUGGUGAACCUGCUCAUGAGAGAGAGGACAUGGAAAAAUCAGAAGCAGGUGAAACAAGAGACUUGGAGAAUGAACUAGAAGACCCUCUACAACACAAUCGAGUUGGAGAGGAUCAGGAGAACUUUAGGUUUGACCUUCCUGGAACAGACAAGAUUGAAUGUGCACACGAAACAGAAAUCAGAGGUAAGCAGGACACACACAUAUCAGAUGUAAAGGACAAAAUAGAAUUUGUCUAUGAAGAUGUAACCAUGUUAAGAAGACAAGAAGAGGACAGAGGACUACACGGAGAUAUUGCAGAUGUUACAAACAUGAAUACCAGCAGGAACAUAGAAGCUGCCUCUGAAAAUGGUAUAACAAAAUCACGUCCUGCUGUGGUGACCUCUGAGAUGCUGAAGAGUAAGAACUUUUCAACACCAAUGGAUCCUGAAGAUGCCUCGCCUGCUACAGACAGACAAGCCAACUCAAAGGUCCACUACCUGGCAAAAGACAAAGUUUCCACAACAUCUAGUGAUAAUGUUAAGUUGAAGACCAGCUCAAUUAAAUCACAAGAUGAGAAGCCGAUGAUUGAACCCAGCUUGUCAAACCUUGCGAUGAACUCACCAACGGACACAUCGAGGGACAUUACUAAAGUAAAUCACCGAGUGCCAGAGAAUUCAGAUACGGAUGUAACAGAAUCCCCAAACACUGAAUAUUCUUCCCCAAAGAAAGUUGAAACCCAGGGGCAUACAAUGAUGAAUGUCUGCAAAGUGAGAGAAAAUGUGCUUCAGCCAACAGAUGAUGUCAUAAAGACCAGACUUACUAGUUCAUUACAGGCAGGUGCUGAAUUACUAAACAAAGCCAUGAGUCUGGAACGAGUACACACCCCAGAGGACCUGAGCCCCUUAGAAGUGGCAUCCAAGUCACCUCAGGGUCACAUCGAGAGCAAUAAGCAAAUAUCUGCAGGCGAAUUCACACAGGAUGAGCAUCAGAAAGAAAUGCAAUUUUAUUUGUCAGACUUGGACAGCGUUUCGACAAAGAAAACUUCACUGGAGAGAUCACCUGCUGGAGAUAAAAAAAAUAAAGAUGGCAUAAGAGAGACUGAAGAAAUAGAAAAUAUGGAGUCUGCUUCAAAGAGUCGGCAUUGUUUCCAAGCAAUGAAAACUGAGAUUAAAGACCUUUCUCUGCAUGGAACGGAAACAGGAGAGGGCUAUUGUGUGACAUAUAAUAUGGCUGGUGUAAAUAUACUGGGUAAAAACAAACCCCUGCAACAAAGCCAUGAAGACAUUAAGUAUUCUCACCCCCCUUCUAAAUCUAAUAUUCAUGCUUUUCAAAAAAAUGAAAUGGAGGAUUCCCCUCUUUUACAGAAAGCCAAAGUCCACACAGAGAAAAGUCUAGAAUGUUUUCUGGCUGUAAUAAAUCCACAGCCAGAGACACAAACAUUUCCAGUGACAGUGAAGGAUGCUAUACAAAAGAUGGAUCCAGAAUUUACCUCUUCUCUUUGUGCAGUGAUUGAUGAAGAUGGUGCUGCUGAUCAGCAGAGAUUAGACACCAACAAAGUCUCAUCAGACAGUCUCAAUCCCAGCCAGUUUAAUCAGAAUAUCAUCAGAUCUAACACAGAUAUGCAUAAGGAAACAUCUGCAACCUGUUCCAUCUCUGAACUCAUGGCUGGUCCUGAGACAGCUUCAAUAGUUAAAGAGGACAGGCCAAGUGUCACGCCACCUCUUUCAAGUGUGGACAAGACUGAAGUUGGUCUGUCUGGUUCCCCUCAACUUUUAACAAAUGAGUCAACGGAUUCCAUAGUAAGCCUGACAGACGUAUCUGAUCAAGUCCAGGAUGCAGGAGUUGCAAUGCCACACAGCGAAACAAACACAUCUGCUUCACAAGAUGUGCAUCAUUCUGCCUCCAUGUGCAACCUAAUAAGUAUGCAAGCUAACGAGAAACAUGAUAAAGAGCAGAACAAGCUGUCAACGCAAGCACACUUACAUCUGGUCACCUCUAACACUGAGGAGAAACAUUCAAACCAGCUUAACCAAAAACAUGCAACAGAGAGCGGCUCUAACAUCUUGACCACAGAUAGUGCUGAAACAAGCAUGGAAGCACAACAAGGUUUACAGAAACGACAUGUUUCAGAUUUGAUAAAGGAAACUAUUGCGUUGCAGAAAAAGAUGAAGGAGUGGACCAAGCCAACAGAGGCCCGAGGUGACCUGACCUUAGAUACAACACAGUCUGUUAAAGUAUCACAGAUGAAAGCAGCAUUUGAUCCACCAAAGAAAUCAUCUGAAAAAGCACUAGAGAGAAAAACUUCAGUGAGAAAAGACAUGUUCAAACGGGUUGUGCGACAGAGUAAGUUCCGGCAUGUGUUCGGCCAGGCAGUGAAGAACGACCAGUGCUACGAUGACAUCAGGGUUUCUCGGGUCACGUGGGACAGCUCCUUCUGUGCGGUCAACCCCAAAUUUGUUGCCAUAAUCGUGGAAGCCAGUGGAGGUGGCGCAUUCAUGGUUUUGCCUCUUAAUAAGGGUGAGGACAGCACCCAGGCAGGCAUUUCAGAUGAGAAGUCGGGCCGUAUAGAUAAGGCGUACCCUACAGUAUGUGGCCACACUGGUCCUGUUUUGGACAUUGAUUGGUGCCCUCACAAUGACCAGGUCAUCGCUAGUGGAUCAGAAGACUGCACCGUGAUGGUGUGGCAGAUCCCAGAGAAUGGUUUGGUGACCCCCAUGUCAGAACCAGUGGUGGUGCUGGAGGGUCAUUCUAAAAGAGUAGGCAUCAUUACCUGGCAUCCCACUGCCCGCAAUAUCCUCUUAAGUGCAGGUUGUGAUAAUGUUAUUAUAAUCUGGAAUGUGGGGACGGGAGAGGCCAUUACUACUCUGGAGGAUAUGCACCCUGACGUGAUCUUCAGCGCAUGCUGGAAUCGCAAUGGCAGCCUCAUCUGCACCGCCUGCAAGGACAAGAAAGUCAGAGUCAUUGACCCACGCAAGGAGGAAAUCGUUGGAGAGAAGGACAAAGCCCAUGAGGGUGCCAGGCCCAUGAGAGCCAUUUUCCUAUCUGACGGCAAAGUGUUCACCACUGGUUUCAGCCGCAUGAGUGAGAGACAACUCGCACUCUGGGAUCCGGAAAAUAUGGAGGAACCAAUCUCUGUCCAUGAGAUGGACUCCAGUAAUGGAGUCCUCCUCCCCUUCUAUGACCCCGAUACCAAUGUGGUCUACCUGUGUGGAAAGGGUGACAGCAGUAUCCGUUAUUUUGAGAUCACGGACGAGGCUCCAUUUGUUCAUUACCUCAGCACCUUCAUCACCAAGGAACCCCAGAGGGGCAUGGGAUACAUGCCCAAGAGAGGCCUGGAUGUCAACAAGUGUGAGAUUGCAAGGUUUUACAAAUUGCAUGAGAGAAAGUGUGAGCCUAUCAUCAUGACCGUGCCAAGAAAAUCGGACCUGUUCCAGGAUGACCUGUAUCCUGACACGGCGGGGCCAGAUGCUCCAUUAGAGGCCGAGGAGUGGAUUGAAGGGAAGAAUGGAGACCCCAUCCUGAUAUCCCUGAAACAUGGAUAUGUUCCAGGCAAGAACCGUGACCUCAAAGUGGUCAAGAAGAACAUUCUAGACAACAAGAUGACCAAGAAAACGGAGCAUACCACCCAUGCCAACAAGACUGCCACCUCUACACCAUCUAUCAAAAGUGAAGCUAAGAUGGACGAGGUGUUGAAAGAAAUCAAAUCUCUCAGAGAGCUGGUCAGCAGUCAGGAAAAAAGAAUUGCCAAACUUGAGGAGCAGUUGUCUAAAAUGGACAUCUAAAGGACCCUGCAAUCCCCUCCCCCUUCUAUUCAGGUUAUCCCAUUGGCCAGGUGGGCGGGACCCGUCACUGCCAAUUACCAUGACAGCGUUCCGUCUGGUUGCCUGCCUUUUGCAGUGUCUCCAACCGACAUUCCAAGAUAAAUAGUUAUUCCCUUUGCAAUCCCCCGAAUCUGUUUACACCUGAUAGCCAUUUGGAAAAUGAGAAAUGCCUCAGUUUUAGCUUUUACUCAAGUCUCACUCCAAAUCUUUCUGUAACAGUUGUGUUUUAUCUGGUGUUCUUGAAUGGUCUUAAGUUUUUGUUUUGCUUUUCUUAUUAAAAAUUGUGACCAAGAAGAUUGCGUUAUGAAGCAGUAACAUGAAUUUGAUGAGCUCAAAGUUUAAAGUAGCCAUCAGUAUUGCAGUUCUCACUCUCGCCCUUUUGAGUUGCCAAAUUUGUAGAGGAUUUCUGUGUAUGCACCUCCCUGACAGUAUUUGACUAGCUUUUAAUUUUUUUUCUUAACUAAACAUUGUACGUAAAUGGGACAAAACAAUAUGCUAGUAAUGCAAGGAGGGGGAAAUCAUUGGAACCAGCCUUCUGUUACAGGUGUCUUUCUAGAGAAUACGAAAUAAAAAAAAUAAAGAUUUUAACCAACCUGGUAAACAUGUAGAGUUGACAAGUUUUACAAACCAGUACUGGAAAACAUUACAGGUGCAAUUAAGUCCCACUGAAUGUUUUUUGGUAAUGAUUCAGGUACCCAUUAUAAAGUAUUAAAGAUUAAAUUGUUUAAUUCUGUCAUCAUUUACUAGCCCUAAGGUUGUACCAAAGUCAUAUGACUCCAUCAUUGGCAGAGCCUAUUUUAUAAAUGUAUAUUUGAAAUCAUAGAUUCAUCUCUAAUAUUCUAACCCACUCAAAUUAGACCCAGGCCCACACUGGCCCACCUAGAAUAUUAGAGAUUAAGCUAUGAUUUAAAAUAUAGAUUUAUAAAAUAGUGUAAAAAUGCAUACAUUCUUAUUUCUGGAAGUGUGAGAGAACGGUUUCAAUGUGCCACCUCUCUGUUGUUAGGAAAAUUUGGUAAAAACAAAUUGAAGCGAAAAUGUGGCCCAUCCAUUUUUGAGGCCCACCCAAAACUAAUUUCCUUGCUCUGCCCUUUGGACUCCAUGAAAUACAAGGUUAUGUUGAGCAGAAUGUUAGUCUUAUUCACCAUUCACUUCCAUUGCAUCUUUUUUCCAUCCAAUUAAAGGUACUAAGCGAUUUUAAAAAAAAAAUAAAAAAAAUUAAAAAAUUCAUACUCCCAUAAAGAUAUUAAUGAAAUAAGUGUCCUGAGAUAUGUCACCUGUCUCUGUGUACAAAAAUGUGUUUUUUACCUGUCAAAUAAAUUUGCUAGUUCUCAUUUGAAGUGGAUCAUUGAGGCUAUGAUUCAUAAUGUUUGUCAGUUGAAGGUGCUAUUGUGCCAAUGUUGAAUUUGACAGCCACAGAAACAAACAAUGAUGCUCUGUUUUGGUCUCAAAAUGAUCUUUGGAGGAAUGAGGGGUGUGGCUAAUUCAACGGCUCAGACACAUGAAAGCUUCAGAAAGCUAAAAUCGCUUAUAGCACCUUUUAAAGUGAAUAGUGACCUGAAGUGAAUAAUCUGACUAAUAUCUUUUUUGGAUUCCAUAGAGGAAAUAAAGUAUCAUGGGUUUGGAACACCAUCAUUGGUCAGUAAAUGAUGACUGAAUUGUAUUUUUAGGUAAACUAUCCCUUUUAAGCUAUUAGUAGACAAAGGAAUCAAACCAUUGGUUCUGGUUGCUGCCACGGAAAUAUCCAAUAAUUAUGACUACAAAUACUUCCUUUCUUCAUGACAACAAUUGCUUAUCGUAAAUGCAUGCAAACAGAGUUUUUUUUUUUUUUUUUUAUUCGAUUUUAUAAUCUGUUUCUCCACAUUCCCAAUUUUACAUAUCUGCACUUUUUCUUACACUGUUUCCUGCCUGAGGCUAGAAACCAGCCGUCUUAACCUUCUAAUUUCUCAUACUAAAAGAUAAAGAAAUAAGGCUGGAAGAAGAACAUGGCCAUGUCCAUUAGCUGUGAAGGUUGUGAAGUCUUUAAGUACCCCUUUUUAUAUAUAUAUAUAUA
Molecule: messenger RNA, 6256 nt
Organism: Xyrauchen texanus (razorback sucker)
Lineage: Eukaryota; Metazoa; Chordata; Actinopteri; Cypriniformes; Catostomidae
Exons: 12
Coding region: 7-4167 (1386 amino acids)
Biological process (GO): neural crest cell migration; actin filament organization
Molecular function (GO): actin filament binding
Source: RefSeq, a predicted model, not a curated record